This is a messenger RNA of Microsporum canis CBS 113480, 1293 nucleotides long. RefSeq lists its product as uncharacterized. The transcript has a single exon. NCBI's taxonomy places the organism in Eukaryota, Fungi, Ascomycota, Eurotiomycetes, Onygenales, Arthrodermataceae. The coding region runs from base 1 to 1293 and encodes 430 amino acids. The record is from RefSeq and is a predicted model, not a curated record.
AUGGGCAGAUUUCAGCAUAGCGGAGGGCGAUCGUUCGCUGACAGCUGGGUACGUCCUACCUGCGUCCCAACACAGGUAGAUAUCCUCCCGGUGCUAGACCAUGGACCGCCACCGCCUCCCCCCUUCGGCACUCCAAUCUGUGGUCGGAGUUAUACCACGGAGCCACUUCUCUUUUUUAACCUGGACAACGGGGCAAGAAGGGCGGUUCCACUGGGAUUCGAACUACCUUCUUGCCCGCCUUGCAGCGGGCCUAUAAGAGACUCGGAUCCUUUUAUGAAUGGACAUAGCCAAGAUUGGGAGGAGAUGUGUGUCGAUGAGGAUAGCGAUGGGUACAUGGAUGAAGUUGAUGAUGAAGAGUUGGCCACGAAGAAGGACGGUGCUGAAACUGAAACGGUGAUGGGUGGUCAGCAGGUGCCGGGUCCAGAGAAGCCAUUUGAAGAUUUGGAUGGUAGCGAAGUGGAGAUGGGGGAUGAUGGUACGAACAUGUCGUUGCGAGAGACAGUGAAGAUGUUGAGAGGGGAAGUCGAAGAGUUGAAGAAGAAGAUGAUACGCGAACGUUUGGAAUGUCAACGCCUGGGAAGUAUUGUUGAGGAGAUGAUGGAGUACCUGAAGAGGGAGGAGCAUACCCACUGGGGACACAGGUCCGAGCAACGAGCGAACUUCUAUCAUCACCAUAAUCACUUUGGUAUGAGGCCUGGCGAAGCAGGCAGAAGAGAUACCGGUCAAUCACACAGACCUAGCACAUACAAGGCACCUCCUAGGCCUUCCAAGUCGAUCGAUGAUUAUAACAACGCCUGGAAAUCAGUUUCUGACAGCAAGGAUGCGUUAGGGGCGCGUGUAGCUAUUCCAUGGCCAACGAGCAGCCUCCAAGCGAGUCCUCUGUCGCAGCAUCCACAGUCACAAAGCGGUUUUCUAAGGCCUAGUCACCUGCCAAAGGAGAUCAGGGAGAAUAUAUUUCAGCUCAGGAAGUGGAAUGCCUUUAGCUUCUUCGUUCAAGCGUUUGGUCUGCAUCCGCUGUAUAUGCAAAUUGACGGUGCCAGGGGUCAAAUAGAGGGGCCUGAAGAGCCACGGGAGGCUAUAUUGUUUGAUAUCCGGGUCCAGGGGGCGUCUAGGGAGAGAUUGGCCGCGCUGAAGGCACAGUUGGUGCAAGAAAAGCUGAGAUGGCAUCCAGACAGGCUGAAGAGGCUGUCUAUUGGCUUCAGGGGUGAGGAAGAAGAGACCGCAAAGGCUGUCUUGAGUGCUGUCCUGGCUAGCUCACAGGCCUGUAACAGGUGUUUGAACCUAUUAGGCUGA